AAUUUGGGUGAAUACCGACUAAAAAGAGGUUUGAGGUCAGAAGUUGAGAAGCAAGAUAAUAAUAUCAAAAAUGAUGGUAAUGGUAGUAACACAAGGAUCCGAGACUUCUGGGAUCAGAAACUACUCUUUCUUCAGUUUCUGAUCUCAGAUUCUCGCUGAAAUUCGAUAUGGUUUUGCUUUCUUUAAUGGCGUCUACUCAUAAUCAUCCUGGACUUGUAUUUUAUCAUGAACAACCCAUUUCCAGAUCCUAUAAGGAUUUUUCUCAACAUUUACCAACUUCUGGAUCCAGGCAAGAGCUAACAAGAUCAAAUAAUUUUUCUUUGAUGCCAUACGAGCAGGAUAAUCUGUUUAAAUCAAUGAAUGGGGUUUAUAGACUCAGUCAGUUUGCAGGGGCUGCUCCUAUCAAACGAAUGCCUCUGCCCAGUGAUGUGCGAGAUAAGCAAACAGAUCAUAUCGUCUUCAGCUAUGGUAUUGAUGAACUGUGGUCAAAGCAUAAACAGUUGUUAGAGUUUAUGAUGUCUGAUUCAAAUGGGUUCGAAAAGGAAUAUCUGGAAUCUAUGUUUCCUGAUUUGGUGGACAUUAAAGCAACAGCUGCUAAUAUGCACCUGCUGCACCUGGCUAGUAAUGAUUUUGAGUCGAAGAAUAUAUCUGGACCAAAUACACAUCUGCUUCACCCAAGUGGGAGCUAUUAUGAUUUGGAGGCGAACUCUGAUUUGGUUCACGAUCUUCCUUGUCCAACAAUAUCUGACUUGAAACUUCCAAUUGUGGAUAGUAUGAUUGAUGUGAAGGAUAUGGUUUCUGUUUUAGAAGAGUUUAAAGUGAAGGAUUCAGCAUGGAGGAAGCAGGUGCUUGUGCCUAAUUUUGGAUGGAGUGCCACAAUCGAUUUGCAGGAUGAACUUUUGAAGGUAGAAUCCCGGAUUGCUGCUCCCCUUAAGAGUCCAGAGAAAGUAAAACGAAAGCAAUCUUCAAGAAGAAAGAACAAGCGAGGAGCUGGGGAUAGGGAUCCUUAUAAGACAAACUCUUUUCAGGCUUGUGAGUUGCUUCUAUCUCUAAUGAUGGACAAGAGCCGGAAUCAGAAGUCAUUGACGAAUUCAAUAAAGAAAGCGGGUCCUGCACUACCUUUACUAUUGACGCAGUUCUCUGCUAGCAUUACAGGAACUGGACUUGCUGUUAUCUUCACUAUCCUUUAUAAAAUGGCUUGUGGAAGCAUAACUCUAUGCACAUCCAAUCUCCUUACUUCUGGUCUUGGUGUUGGACUCUUUUGGCUUUCAUGCUCAGUGAAUAAGUUGAGGGACACUGUCGUAUAUAUCGGUAAGAACUCUGCGAAGGCGGAACUUGGAAACGAAGUCAUGAUGAAAGUCGAUAAAAGUGUGAACGACAUUUUCAUCCGUACUGCUACUUUGAUGGUGGUGUUUAUGUUAAGGUUAGCAUGAAUGUGAUGAAUGAUAUUGUAUGGUCUAAACCUUGUGCUUCAAUGUUUAUAAUUCAACUUGACCUUUUUUUGUGAUUUUUUGUUUCAAUUUCUUUUCAAUUGUAGUUGAUAUUUCAAAAGAUAAAGGGUGUUUGGCAAUUAGUUUGUUGGUUCA
Messenger RNA from Amaranthus tricolor (Joseph's coat), 1586 nucleotides. RefSeq lists its product as uncharacterized. The record is from RefSeq and is a predicted model, not a curated record. Bases 168 to 1433 code for a protein of 421 amino acids. NCBI's taxonomy places the organism in Eukaryota, Viridiplantae, Streptophyta, Magnoliopsida, Caryophyllales, Amaranthaceae. The transcript has 5 exons.